AUGUCGCACAAUCUCCAGGUGCCGCCGCCGUUCUACUGCGUGUACCUGCUGCGAUCGGUGUCGAAGCCGAACUCGUACUAUAUCGGAUCCACUCCAAACCCGUACAGACGGCUCCGCCAGCAUAACGGAGAGCUCUCUGUGGGUGGAGCUUACAGAACAAAGAAGACAGGGUUCAGACCGUGGCAGAUGACCAUGGUUGUCUAUGGGUUCCCGUCCAAGAUCGCCGCCUUACAGUUUGAGCACGCAUGGCAGCAUUUCUACCAAACACGACAUAUUCCGCUGGAAAAAAGACUGGGCUCCAAAUCAAGCUCCACGGUGCACCUGCGGAUCGCGAACGUGAAACUGUUGCUGGCAGCAGCCGGGUUUGUCCGCAUGGGUCUGCGUGUCGCCAUCUUUCAAAAACACAUCUACGACAUCUGGGUGACAAAUAAGUACAACGUGGCCGUUCCGGAGUCUGUGCUUUUGACCCUCGAUUUCCAGCAGAACCAGGACAAGUUGAUCGAGGGGGGCAACUACGACCAGAUCAAAGUAUUUGUGGAGACUCUUGCGGCAGAAGAAGACAAGGUAUUUGAAAAGUCGGUGGAAAAACUCGAAAACAAUGAUUUACGACAAUGUUCAAUUUGCAACCAGGUGGUGGACCCAGUGGAUCAUGCGCCGUGUUUCUGCGUAAACGAUUCCUGUCAAGCACUGUACCACGCCGAGUGUUGGGCUAAUGAUAUGCUGAAAGAUUCUGAGUCGCCGGCCGACUCUACAAGUCCGAUGAUCCCAAUUAAGGGCAGAUGUGUCGAGUGCACCAAACUUAAUUGGUGGUGGCCUACAGUGAAAAAUUCAAUGAGAGUGUAUCAACACUCGAAUCAAGCUAUAAAAUGA
Messenger RNA from Ogataea philodendri, 870 nucleotides. RefSeq lists its product as uncharacterized. Gene Ontology annotation, cellular component: Slx1-Slx4 complex. The record is from RefSeq and is a predicted model, not a curated record. Gene Ontology annotation, molecular function: crossover junction DNA endonuclease activity; 5'-flap endonuclease activity. The transcript has a single exon. The coding region runs from base 1 to 870 and encodes 289 amino acids. Lineage: Eukaryota; Fungi; Ascomycota; Pichiomycetes; Pichiales; Pichiaceae. Gene Ontology annotation, biological process: double-strand break repair via homologous recombination.